UAUACUUGAAAGGGUGAGCCAACCACUAACCAGCCUGACUGAACUUUUAAUCCAUUUUUACUCUCAAAGAGAAGGACAAAUGAAAAACCAUUAUUGUUCUUGAGAAAUUUAAUUCCCAACCAACUUUAUCAACCUCUAUUUAUAUCAAAUCCUUCUUGCCAGCUCAACCAACCAAAACCACCAACCGUUUGGUUUAAACAAUAGAAUUUAGCACUAAAAAAAAAAAGAAAAGCAAUGAUGGCAGAGAAGGCAAUUAAGUGGUUCUUCUUAAUACAUAUUUUACUCCAAAUUCUUAAGAUACAUGCAAAAGUUCCAGCUAUUAUUGUGUUUGGAGACUCUUCUGUUGAUUCAGGUAACAAUAACGCGAUUUCGACCAUCUUAAAGAGCAAUUUCGAGCCAUAUGGCAGGGACUUCUUUGGUGGCAAGGCUACAGGAAGGUUUUCUAAUGGCAGGAUUCCAACAGACUUCAUCUCUGAGGCUUUUGGGAUCAAACUAAUUAUACCUGCUUACUUGGAUCCAAGUUAUAGCAUUGAGGAUUUUGCUACUGGGGUCUGCUUUGCUUCAGCUGGUACUGGUUAUGACAAUGCCACUUCAAAUGUCCUAUCUGUGAUACCCUUUUGGAAGGAGUUGGAGUACUAUAAGCAAUACCAGAAAGACCUGAGAAGCUAUCUAGGCAAGGAGAAAGCUAAUGAGGUUAUAAGAGAUGCACUUUACUUGCUAAGCAUAGGGACUAAUGAUUUUUUAGAGAAUUACUUCUUAAUCCCAAAUGGAAGAUCCUCUCAAUUUUCCAUUGAAGAGUACCAAGAGUUUCUAGUUGGGAUUGCUAGAGAUUUUGUCACAAAGCUUUAUAUCCUUGGAGCUAGGAAGAUAUCUAUUGGUGGGCUCCCUCCAAUGGGUUGUUUACCAUUGGAGAGAGCUACAAAUAUCUUGUCUGGUGGUGAAUGUAUAGAAAAGUAUAAUGAUGUAGCUAUACAAUUUAAUCAGAAGUUAAUUGGUAUGGUUGAAGAGCUCAAUAUGAAGCUUGUUGGAAGUUCUCUGGUGUAUUCAGAUCCAUAUGGUCUUCUCUAUGACAUGAUUCAGAAUCCAUCUACUUAUGGAUUUGAAGAUGUAGCAGUAGCAUGUUGUGGCACAGGAUUAUUUGAAAUGGGAUAUUUGUGUGAUAUGAUGAACCACUUUACAUGUUUAGAUGCAAAUAAAUAUGUAUUUUGGGAUUCUUUCCACCCAACAGAGAAAACCAAUGGUAUUAUAGCUGACCAUGCUGUGAAAGGCUCUCUGGCGCAGUUUCUGUUUUAGUUACUAACGAGAAGCAUGAUAGUCUAGUCAAUGUAAUUUUAUUAUAGAAGAAUGUAGAAGUACUGUUUUUUUUUCUGGUAACUAUUCCUUUUUCUUACCCAUAAAUAUUAAAAUCAACAAUUUAUUCAGUGCACUUUCUGAAAAGAA
Molecule: messenger RNA, 1440 nt
Organism: Humulus lupulus (European hop)
Lineage: Eukaryota; Viridiplantae; Streptophyta; Magnoliopsida; Rosales; Cannabaceae
Product: GDSL esterase/lipase At4g26790-like
Exons: 3
Coding region: 235-1293 (352 amino acids)
Molecular function (GO): hydrolase activity, acting on ester bonds
Source: RefSeq, a predicted model, not a curated record